UCAAAGGCCGCUUGAAACCGUUUCGCGACAGAAGACGGACGUUAAGGGGGGAUUAUUUUCACUCCAAGCGGAUUUUAUUUACCUGAAAAAAAUAAAAAUAUCUCCAGACCCGAGCCGUAAAAUCGAUACACAGUUACUGUAGUAGAGCACUUCGCUUCUACAGAAUCAUGGAGAUUUCGUGAUUUCUUCUCACUCGCCUGCUGGAGUCAGUUGGAGAAACAGGUUUUUUUUCCCCGUGGGAUCGAAAACGAGGAGGAAUUAACUUUAGCUCGCGCGCGCUGUGUAUGUGUGCGCGCACGCGCACACCGCGGCUUCUCGUCAGCCCGGGACUGAGAUGAGAGUCGACUUUGUCGGAUACCUUCGAACUCUAGACCGCUGAUUGGGAAGGCCUCAAAUGGGAAAAUCAAGCGUCGGGAGGGAAAUAUCACGAAUAAUUGUGUAGAUGUAGCUCACAUUCCGGACGAAGACUGCUGAAAGAUGAUAAAGAAAAGAGAAGCAAAUAGAGGAUACCUCGGACUUUGCCGUGAGAGCCCGUCUUUUUUUUUUUUUUUUCCCCCUCCCCCUUUCUCCCUUUGGAUUUUAAUCACUCCCCUCUGAAGACAGCCAUGGAAUCGACGGUCGAUGACGACGCGAUGGAGGCGUGAAUGUGGUUUGGCGUGGCGAGAGCUGAACGAUGCCCAAGGGUGGGGGUUCUAAAACCCCCCAGCUGGAGGACUUCCCACUCAGCACCGACAUGGUGGAGAAGCAGGGUGGGAAGAAGGAUAAAGAUAAAGGCUCGUCAAACAAGACUCCUAAAUUGGACCGCAGCGAUGGCGUCAAAGACAUGAAAGAGAAGGCUCCUAAGAGGAAGCUUCCCUUCACCGUCGGAGCCAAUGGAGACCAGAAAGAUUCAGACUCGGAGAAGCAAGGUCCGGAGCGGAAGCGCAUUAAAAAGGAGCCCAACACCAGGAAGCCAAGCUUGCCGUUCGGGAUGGGCAUGCCAGGAAUCCGGGCUGGGUACCCGCUGUCAGAGCGGCAGCAGGUGGCUCUUCUUAUGCAGAUGACGGCGGAGGAGUCAGUAAACAGUCCAGACACAACACCAAAGCAUCAGUCACAGUCAAAUCUGGGUCAGAAGGGAACACCAAACUCUGCCUCAAAAACCAAAGACAAAGUGAAUAAGCGGAAUGAGAGAGGUGAAACACGGCUGCACCGGGCAGCCAUCCGCGGCGAGGUGCGCCGCAUCAAGGAGCUCAUCAGCGAGGGAGCUGAUGUGAAUGUAAAAGACUUUGCAGGCUGGACCGCACUGCAUGAAGCAUGCAACAGAGGGUAUUACGAAGUGGCCAAGCAGCUGCUGGCAGCCGGGGCCGAGGUCAAUACCAAGGGCCUGGAUGAUGAUACGCCUCUACAUGAUGCGUCAAACAAUGGCCACUUUAAAGUGGUGAAGUUACUUUUGCGGUAUGGAGGGGACCCUUGUCAAAGCAACAGAAGGGGGGAAACGCCGCUGAAGGUUGCCAACUCUCCAACCAUGCUCAAUUUGUUGCUUGGAAAAGGCACUUACACUUCUAGUGAGAGCUCAUCGGAAUCUUCAGAGGAGGAGGACGCGCCAUCGUUUGCCCCAUCUAGCUCUGUUGAUGGCAAUAACACAGAUUCAGAGUUCGAGAAGGGCUUAAAGCUGAAAGGGAAGCCCCUCGACCCGCCCAAAUCCAUCACCACACCGGUCAAGGACGAAUACGAGUUUGACGAGGAUGACGAAGAGGAGCGCGUCCCGCCUGUGGAUGACAAGCAUUUGCUCAAAAAAGACUUCCGCAAGGAUCCCGUCAGCAAGGUCAACAACUUCAUCUCCAUCCCCAAGAUGGAGGUGAAAACUUAUUCCAAAAGCAACUCACUCACACCAAAGAAGCCUGUGCGUCGGAUACUGUCAGAUAGCAACAGCUCAGAUGAGGAUGACCGGACGUUGUGUUUCACGCCAGCACCCACGCCAAGGCAAUCUGCUGCUCAGAGCAACACCAAGGGUAGAGACUCGAACACGUUGUGCUCCAAGCAGCAGAAAGACAAAAGCAAAGUCAAAAAGAAGAGAAAGAAAGAGACAAAAAAUAACAUCAGUAAGGAGGUGCGCUUCGGCAAAGUGAACGACAAGUUCUGCACCUCCGACUCUGAGACGGGCGAUAUGGAGAGUGAGGAUGAUAAGGGCUCAAUGCCUGUUUCGAACUGUGUGAAGGAUUCUACAACUUUGAGCCUUAAAGAAUCUAGCGUAUUCAGCUCACUGUCUGUGUCGUCUUCCUCCUCUUCUCAUGGGAGUUUGGGCUCUCAGAAGCUUACACAAUCUCUGGCAGAGCAGCACCCGAAACAGUGGAGGACAGAUGGUUGGAAGACUGUGUCCUCCCCAGUUUGGUCUGAUGUCAGCUCCCUCUCCGACUCAGUCAGAACGAGGCUUUCCAGCGAGUCCGAUUAUUCCUCUGCAGACUCGAGUGUCGAGUCAAUAAAACAGGUGAAGAAGAAAGCACAGGAGAAGAAGAAAAACAAUAUGCAUGCCAGUGUGCUAGACAAAAAGAGCUCUGACUUUUAUAAGAACUCAAGCAUGGAUGGAACCGUUUCUAAAACAGACAAGGACGGAAAGGUAUUGAAAAAACACAAAGUAAAACAUAAACACAAAAAUAAAGAAAAGGAGAAGGUUGCAACUUUAGUGUUGAAUCAAGACAUGAAUGAAAAAUUUGUCAAGAGCAUUUCCUUCGACUUUGAUGAUUCUCGACAAGAGUCACCUUCCGAAAGCAAAGUCAAACUCUCCAAACAUGAAAAAGAUCAUUUUAAGAAAGAGGACAGGUUGUCAAAAGUUAAAGCUGAAGAUAAAGACUGGACAGGGAAAGAUGUUCAAAGAGUAUCUAAAGAAGAGAAGUCCAAGAAAACAAAGGAGUCUAAUAAAGAUAGAGCAAUUAAAGAUGAAAAGGACAAAUCUUUAAAAACCGAAAAGGAGAAAGGGAUGAAGGACAAAGAAAAGCCAAAAGAGGAAAAACAAAAAUCCCAUAAAGAGGAUAAAAAGAAAAAGUCCAAGGAUAAGUCUCUCAAAGCAGAAAAAAAGAGUGAGCAGAGAGAGGAGAAGCAUUUUAAGGUGGAAAAAGACAAAACUUUAAAGGAGGAAAAGUCAAAGAAGGAUAAGACCCUCAAGGAAGAACCGGACUAUGAUGACUAUGAUAUGAAAAAUCCUUUUUUAGAGGAUACCAAGAUGAGCGCAUCAGAUCAUGAUCGAUGGCCAUCAGACCUUUCCUCUGACAGCUCUCUCUAUGAAGAUGAUAGUUGGGAUGCCCCCAUGAAAGACUACAAAGCAAAUAACAAUUCUGUGAAACUGAUUGUGGAAACGAUGAAAGACGAAAACAGGGACCGGAAAAAAGACGGCAAAGUUAAAGAUAAGAAGUCGGAGCAUGGUGACAAGCGCUUUGACAAAGAUCUUACUUCCAAGAAAAAAGAGAAGGAAUCUUCUGACAAAGGAAGCGACAAAGGAAGCGAAAAGAAAAAAGACUGGACUGACAAACAAAAGCUGAACUCCACUCACUCCGAAAAGGAGAAGAAACGAAAGGAAUCGGCUGAUGGAGUCAUCAAAGAGAAAAAAGAAAAGGAGUCAGAGUGCGGCAGAGACAGGAAAGAUUCCUACGAGUUUACCAAGGAGCGUAAAGACUCCAAAAGCAAAACGGAAUGCUUGAGAGAUGAAUACAGCAUCGAGACCUUCUUCAAAUCAGAGACUGAAACUACGCCGAAGUCUGAUCCCAGGGAGAGGAACCACUCUGGAAAAGAAAAGGAGAAGAAGGGGGAUGGCGUGGAGAAGAAGGACAAGUUAAAAGGUGAAAAGCACAAAGAUAAGCCUAAAGAUCGGAGUUUGGACCAGGAGAAACCUGAGAAAAACUUGGUGGACAGGUCUUUGAAAGAUAAAGACAUUGAAAGGAGCUCCAAAGACAAGAAAGAUGGGGCUAAAGAUAAACACAAAGAUUCUCACAGUAAGGAUAAGGAGAGGAAGAUGUCAUCUGAGCAGAGUAAAGACAAGAAAGAAAAAAUAUUCCAAGACAAACAUGGUGAAAGGGAAAAGGAUUUUCUUGAAUUUAAAAAGGAAGAAAAGAAGAGUGAAAAGGUGAGGGAGAAGACCUGGUAUAAAAUUGAGGAUAUAUUCACGGAUGAGAGUGAAGAUGAGAGUGAUAAUUACAACGGAGGGGUGGCAAAAUUGAGCGAUUCUUUUGGACUAUUGGACUCUCACCGUAAAGACUCCACACCUGAUAGAGAUGACCUAGAUAUCCUGACGGAUAAACACAGGAAGUAUUCCGGGGAGGGGAAACAACACUCGACAGAAAAUAAGAAAGAAAAGGAGCAUAAAGAUAAAAAGAAAGAAAAGAUGUUUGAUGCAGGAAAAGAGCGAAAAGGCUCAAUGGAAAAACACAAAGAUAAGAAAGACAAGGAUUCAACUGAUAUAAAACACAAGGACCGCAAAGACCGAGCGUCUGUGGACUCGAAUCAGGAAAAGAAAAUCCGACAGAAACCAACAGACAAGAGGGAGCUCACUGAGGAAAAGGGCAAAAGCAAAUACAAAGAUAAACCAGACCAUCUGAAAGAUAGAAAACUUUCUAAGGGCAGUGGUGAGAAUGAGAAAUCCUUGCUUGAGAAGCUAGAGGAGGAGGCCAUGAAUGACUACAAAGAUGAUUCCAAUGAUAAGAACAGCGAGAUGUCGUCAGACAGUUUCACAGACCGGGGGCAUGAGCCAGUUUCAAGCAGCUUCUAUGACUCCUCGAAUAUCACCUUGCCAGAUAUGUCAGAGGAUCGAAGAGAGUCACUGUCCAUCUCUAACCCACAGGACAAAUUCAGAGAGAAGGAGCGGCAUAGGCAUUCCUCUUCCUCAUCCUCCAAAAAGAGUCAUGACAAGGAGAAGGAGAAGGGCAAGAAAGAGAAAGCUGAUAAGCGGGACAAGUCGGAGGAGCUUAGAGAGUCCUUUGGCCGCAGAGAGAGCCUGCCUGUUGAGAAGGAGCCCAUGCCCCUGGAAGCUGAUCCAUAUACUUUUCCAUAUGGUUCUAAGGGUGAUGGAGAGGAUGACUUGGACAAAACUCUGGAGUUUGAAAAGGAAAUGUCCAAAAAGGAUAAGACAAAUAGCAUCAUUACUAGCGAAAAGAUUAAAGACAAAAAGAAGAAAGAGAAGCAUAAGGAAAAGGUCAAAGAGGAGAAACACAAAUAUUCAGAUGGUUUUGGGUCUUUCCGACACAUCAAAGACGAGCAAAAAUCUGGACUGAAAGAGAGCCCUCAAGUCACAAAUUUAAAAGACAAGUCAAAAGAAGAUAGUCCAAAGUUUGAUGGCAAAAACAAGGACAGAAAUCGGGACAUUGCAGACAAAGAUAGAACAGAUUAUAACAAGACCAAGGAUAAGCUCAAUGACGGCGACAAGCUCAGCCAGUCAAAAGACACCACCCGGAAAGACGCUCGCCCACGUGAGAAACUUCUGGUUGAUGGUGAUCUCAGACUAACGAGCUUUGGCAAAAUGCUUAGUUUAAAGGAUCAGGAGAAUGAAGAGCGCCAUAAGAGACACAAGGAGAAGAUGAAACAAAUGGAGAAAUUAAGGCAUAAAUCAGGAGAUCCAAAGUUUAAAGAGAAAAUCAAGUCCAGCGAGGAUCUCAAAAAGAACCGUAGCGAUCUCUCAUCUAAGAAGACUGGCACAUUAGACUCUGCUUUGAAAGACAAGAAACUUAAAGAUGUGAGCCUUCCAUCUCAGAUGAUGUCCCCUGAUAGAAAAUCACAGCCACUGGACAGCCAAAACUCAAAAGACUGGCUAGCAGGCCACCAGAUGAAGGAAAAUCUUCCUGCUUCUCCACGACCUGAUCAGAACAGGCCAACAGGGGUCCCCACUCCUGCAUCUGUGAUUUCAUGUCCAAGCUAUGAGGAAGUCAUGCAGACUCCUCGUACACCAUCCUGCAGUACAGAGGACUACCAAGAAAUCAUAUUCGAUGGACUCGACUGUCAGAACUCUUCCGCAAUGACCAUGUCAAUGAACGCCUGCUCCCCGACAUUCUUUGAUAGAUACACGUCCCAGAACUCAUCCCAUAGUUUCCCAGAAGGAACCUGCAUCACACCAGCGAAAAAUAUGCAGUUACCCCUCGAGAGUCGAUCAGUCACCUCUGACGUCAGAAGACCUCUAGAAGAAGAGUUCAAAGCAGAAGCUGACAAGUUUCUUCGACAGCAAAACGCACCUCAAGAAUUCGAGUCUUCUGCCUCACAUCUUUCUGAAGACAAAACCCUCCCAAUGGAGAGACUCGAUGGUCUUUCGUCUUCAUACCCCUCACCUCACAUUAACAUGCUGUCUCCAAGGCCUGAUUCAGCACAGCCUGUACCCGAUAGAGCUUCUGCAGCCAGUUCUGGGAAUGAUGCCAGUGAACUCCCUCCAGAGAGUAUGUACAGUUAUCUCAUGAAGCCCUCGACUCCAGUCCAUAGAUCUGACACUCAGUGUCUGGACAUAGCUGCGCCUCUGACACCAGCGCCUGCGGCUUUGCCUCCGAUGGACAUUGAUGAUUUGUCUGAACCACAUCAAAGUGAGCCCAGUUUGUUGCCCUCUGAUCCAGUGAGUGGCAGUGAAUAUUUACCUCCCCUUGUUGAGGAGCAGGAUGAAGAUGAGGAGGAGGAUGAGGAAGAGGAGGAGGAGGACGAAGAGGAGGAUAAUUCGGAGGAAACGGCUGAAACUCAGAUUGCUUCAGAUCAGGCCAUGCAGUCUACUGAAGACCCCACAUAUUCUCUUGGAUUAGAAGAUUCUGUCAUGAAGACUUGGGCUGACUCUCUCGAUCGUAGAGAGCCUGAAGUCCUUCCACUGACACCCACUCAUCCUCAAGAUAAUAACAUGGAAAACUCUUGUGAUCAGUCUAUAGGGUGGAACUCAGAUGGUCUUAUGAAAUCUCCCCAUGAAAGUUAUGGAGAGGUUGAAGCUGCGGUUUCAAAGAUCAGCAGUCCAUAUUCACACUCUGAUUGUGACCUUCCACCUAUUCCGACCGCAAUACCUGUCCACUCAUCCAUGACACCCCCUUAUUCUGCAUAUUCCAGGUCAUACCAACACAUUUCAGAAAGUCAUUAUGACGUACAGAAAGACGGCGUAGAGGAUAUUUCUUCAUCACCGAGACCUGAAGCAGAGUCUGCAGAAUCAAACUUCAUGCCACCCUCCUCAACUCGACUAGAAACCUUCUUCACAGAUAUCAAACCACAUGUUGAGGAGAAUCAAAUGGACAUUGAGCCAUCGUGUGUGGCACAAGAGAAUAGAGAAGAAUCACUCAGUUACCCUCAGGGCAGUCUUGCCCAACCAGGAAGCUGUGAGUCUCACUGGGUUGACCCCUUUCCUAACGCAGUUGACGAGCUAGAUCCUUUGAGUCCGUUCUCUUUGACGGAACUUGCCUUCCCAGAAAAAGAGAUGCAUGAGCCUGAAGUUACAACCUCAGAGACAACAGAGAACAAACAUCCUCCUCCUGUCCCAAUAAGACCUUUGGAAGCAAGCAAAGAGCUAGGGGUAUUGGAUGUUGGCUUUCCCAGUUUGACCAAGCCUCCAUGCUCGCCUGUAGUUGUUCCUCCAUGCGAGUCUGCUCAGGAUUUGGCGCCAACUGCCCAUGAAGAGAGCUACAGACCCCAACAUGAGCUCGAACCAGAACCUCACAACAUUCAAGAUGUUCCAUCAAUUAAAGAAACCAUCCAGGAAGAUGUGCAUCUGUUUGAUGACCAUGAUGAGGGUGAUGGCAACAUGUAUUCAGAUGUUGAUGGAGAGAAUGACCAGGAAUAUAGACAGAAAGACACAGCCCCCGAUAUGCUGGUGACAGUAACACCAUGUUUGGAACCACUGGCACCUUUAAAAUCAGAUCAAAUUGCGUCUAAUCCCGUGGUUGUCUUGGGUACAUCGUGCAACUCUUGCCCCCCUGCUCCAGUCUUGACUGUCACAUCAUCCAGCACCCCCCAAAUAUCAGAAACUUUGGAGACAACGGUCAAACUCCCAGUUGCACCUGCCACAACUGAGGCCCCCAAAAAGGUUGAGGAGAUAGCGCCAAGAAUGACUCGCAAUCGCGCACAGAUGCUGGCCAACCAGAGUAAGCAGAACACUGCGACGAGUGUCUCAUCUUCCACAACCUCCUCUCCUGUUACCACAAGCAUCACUACUAUUUCUCCAUCCUCUCUUACCUCUGGAGAGAAGGAGAAAGAGAAGGAGCCAAUCAGCACCAUCCCUGCUCAGGCUUCAGCUCCUGUUCUCGUCACCAAAACUAAAGGCCGCACUGAGGAGGAGGAUGGCCAGACGCAGCAUCCUCGCAAAAGGAAGUUCCAGAAAUCAGGCCAGCAACAAGUACAGGUUCAGCUCGUCAACACAGCGAUGCAGCAAACGCGGGAGAUGAUACAGCAAACAUUAGCAGUGAUAGUCAAUGCCAUCAAGCUGGAUGAAAUUGAGCCAUACCACAGCGACCGCUCCAACCCUUACUUUGAGUACUUACAGAUCCGCAAAAAGAUUGAAGAGAAACGGAAAAUCCUUUGCUAUAUAACACCACAAGCUCCCCAGUGCUAUGCAGAAUAUGUGACGUACACCGGCUCCUACCUGCUAGAUGGCAAACCACUGAGCAAACUACAUAUCCCAGUGAUUGCUCCACCUCCAUCUUUGUCUGAGCCCUUGAAGGAGCUCUUCAGACAGCAGGAGGCAGUAAGGGGGAAACUGCGACUGCAGCACAGCAUUGAGCGGGAAAAGCUGAUUGUGUCCUGUGAACAAGAGGUCCUGCGAGUUCACUGCAGAGCAGCCAGAACCAUUGCGAAUCAGGCUGUCCCGUUUAGCGCUUGCACCAUGCUUCUGGAUUCAGAGGUUUACAAUAUGCCAUCAGAGAGCCAGGGGGAUGAAAACAAAUCUGUGAGAGACCGCUUUAACGCCCGGCAGUUUAUCUCUUGGAUUCAAGACGUGGACGAUAAAUAUGACCGCAUGAAGACGUGCUUACUGAUGCGGCAGCAGCAUGAGGCCGCCGCUCUCAACGCAGUGCAGAGGAUGGAAUGGCAACUCAAGGUGCAGGAGCUGGACCCUGCUGGGCACAAAUCCCUGUGCGUCAAUGAGGUUCCCUCCUUUUACGUGCCAAUGGUCGACGUCAAUGACGAUUUUGUACUGUUGCCUGCAUGACAUGAACACACGGAGACACAGAGUGUGCGGUCUAAAAUCCUCAUUUUUCAAAGAGACAUCAGACAGCAAGUUCAGUAAGGGCUAGCCGGUUUGAAAAGAAGAUUUCUUUGAGAAGAGUUUAUACGUAUAUAUUAUAUAGAAGAAGGUAAAAGAAAUAAAAACUAACUGCUCCCUUUCCGUCAGAAGAGGGGAGCGUCUUUUUCCUGGGGGAAAAAACACAACUUGCACUUUCAUCCUUAAAAGUUUUUAUGCUUUUGUUUGGAGUUUAAGAAGCAACACUGUUUUGCUUUAAAGCUAGCCCACCCUCUCCUGCCAGUUGAUUUGGGUGAAAAUAAACGGGGAAGUGAAUUUUUUUUUUUUUUUUUAAAUCCCCUUUAAACUAAAUUGCAACAAAGGGGAGGGCUGAGACACGUUCCUCCACCUUCGUCCUUCAGGGACAGAAGGCACCAACGGUGUCCUCGAGUGUGCUGAACAGAAACAACGUGGGCCAACACUUUGAGGUGCAGCCACAUAUUAAGGAAAAAAAAAACAAAAAAAAAAAACAAAAGACAUAAAAGGUCGUAAGGUGCAAGAUGAACGCUGAAACAUCCACGGCUUCAGCCGGACAGCAUGCUGCUGGACUUGGAUCUCUCAUGACCACAGCAGAGGAGGGCAUGGCUCCCCGAUGCCCACAGCGCCCAGGGCAGGGCAGCGUGGUGAGGCUCCGUGCCAGAGUGAGGGAGAACUUCCUUCAGCACCAGGACAUCCCACCUCAGACAUCAUGAGACCCAGGGUGUCCUCAGACGAAGGAGAAAAAGGAGCAGAGCUGGUUCACACAGCCUCUGAUGGUCCACUGCAAGAGCCAGGCCCAUCGUGCUAGCACUCUGCAAACAUCUGCAGAAAGACGAGGAGACGGAGGACAACUCGAGAAAUGCAGUGUUCCAAACCAAGAGGCAAGACUUUUACAGAUGUUUUAGUGGAGAUUUUUUUUUUUUUAAUUUUUUUUUUUUUUUUGGUCUUUCUUUACUCGGGCAUUUCAUUGUUCCCUUUCUGAGGACGUGACUUGAAACACUACAGAGCCAAUGUUAGUUUAAUGGAGAAAAAAACAAAACAACAAAAACAGAAAAAAAAUAUUGUAUUCCGUAAAUGAUGUACAGUUUUUAUAUUCGUUAACCAAUGUAUUCUCGCUGCCUUCUAGAUAAUUUAUUUUGCCACCCAUUACUGCACAGUUGUAAAUAACUUAUGUACUGUAACAUCACACAGUUAAGUGUAAAAAAUAAAUGAAUAAAAUUAUCUUUGUAUGUACAGUUCACUUUUGGGCAGCACUUCCCCUACCCCUUACCCACGGGCCAAAAUGUGUACACAGCGUCAGUAUUUUAAGGACUAGCGUGUACAGGUCUUUAAGGUUCUGUCCAAGGUCGGUCAGAGUGUGUGUCUGGUGUCAUCAGACUCUACGUAAUCCCUCAGAAUGAAACCGUCAGGGCCACAAACAUAGUUCUCAGAUGUAGCAGAGUGAUUAUGGAUUAUUUAAAUAAUAGUAGAGGUAUAUUAUUCAUUGCUUUAAUACACAUGUAUCUUAAAUAAAUAAAUGAAUAAAAAACAAAAAAAAAAUAUAAACCAAGAAAAUGCCUUUUUACAGUUAACAUUUUCUGAUUUCAUUUAAAGCUGCACACGUUAUAGCUAGGAACAUCAGCAGCAGCGAGCCGAGCCGAGCCCAUAUAACCUGGUUCCUGACAAAUAUAGAAACAUCCUUUAAACAAUCCCAUACACUGCUGAAUAUAGUCCAUGUAACACAGAGGAUCCAUAAUCAUUAGUGUUCUCUCUUCACCUCAUCCCUUCCUUUCGAGCAUGUAUCAUCAUUGACACAACUGCGAAGUUUAUUUUCUUUCCUGUGCAUGUGGUAAUGAGUCACUCUUUGUGUAGUUCAGGGGUCACAAGUGAUCAUGUUGUUAAUUUUUUUUUUAAUUAAUCUGCAAUCUAAAUGAAUGGCACCAGAAUACAUUAGUGAUUUGGUAUCGCUUUUCUCCAACUCUAUUGUGAAGGAUUCUUUUCUCCAGAAAUAUCGAAAAGGCCCCUUGUUGUUAGGCAGUUUGAUGUGGACGUGUAAGGUCACGCAUAAAAAAUUGGUUACACUCCAUUUUUUUUUUUUUUUUUUUUUUUGUGGGCUCUUGGACUGUUUCCAUAGUUACUGUCCUCCUGAAUGCCCCUCACGUUUGCCCAUCGGUGUAGUGCACAUUGCAGAUUUUACCCGUUAAGCUUUUCUUUGCCAGUUAAUUCAUCUUCAAAGCACAAUCACACAGCAUUUGAACAGCCGCAUUGAGGGAGGGGACUAGUGCAAAAGCGUUGUUUUAAAUCGUCCUGUUUUAUAACGGAACUUUCAUCAUUACUAAGUCUUGUGUUGUUGAGAUUUUUGUUUUGUUUUUUUAAUCCUGAUUUUAAAAACCAUGUUUUUGAUAUUUUAUCCUUCUUCGUUAGCUGCCUGUACUUCAGCGUGAGGUUGUGUGACAUUUGUUCAAUCAUCCAGGUUUGUUUUUGUGGUUUUUGUUUCCAUGUGUGAUCGUGUAUGUCUGUUUAAAAAUACCACAUGAAGCAGUUGUUCGUUCGUUCGUUCGUUCAUUCAUUGUUGAUUUGACAUACAGGGCAUAUUUUAUCUGUUCAUAUGACGUUAAUUUGGGCGCCAAAAAAAAAAAAAAGUCAAACCAAAAAUGUUUGAUGUGAGAGAAAUUAAUGUGGUGUUUUCUUCCCUUCAACACAGUGACAUGUUCAUCAGUAUGGUUUAAAAAGCAGAAUGUAUCCCAUUACUGUCCCCGCAAACCUCACUAUUGUUUACAGACGUGUGUGUGUGUGUGUGUGUGUGGGGUUUUUUUUUCAGUUUUGUCUUUUGAGUUGUUAAAGCCCUGCUCUUUUUAUUCCUUCUGCCGUUCUUUGAAUCUGUUCAACAGAAGGCUUGAAAUUGUGAUGAGUUUAUGUAGCAGUUCUGUAUCGUGGUCGUCAGCUUGUCUCAUGAAUCUUCUCCUUUUCCGCAACGCUGUUGCAAAUUAUCCUCGAAACUGAAUUUCCUUUCUCCGAGUGAAGCACUUCCUCCCACUGACCUCCAUAACACAUAAUUACCUCUGUGAUUUGAAUUCACCCGGGUCUCUUCUUUAACCUCGCACAUUUACACGCUAACAGGUCACAAUUUCAAGCCUUUUAUUUAAUUUUUUUUAAUCCUUUUUUCAAUAUGCAUAAAUCUGACAGUAGAUGGUUCAUGGAAAAUGAUUCAUAAAGCAUGUGGAGCUAUCCUUAAAUGGUGAGAAAUAACCUAUUUAUUAUCUUUUGUUUUUCUGACACCUGUGGUAUGUUUGAGUUGGAGGUCUCCGCUGUGUAAAUUUUCCUCUUGUAAUGAGUAAAGAACCGAGACGUUGUACAUAAAGCUGUAUAUAAUCUCCCAGGACCUUUUGCACCCUUCUUUGUACUAGUCUGAUCUUGCGUAGAAUGUGGGGUUCUUACAGCAAUGAGACGCUGCAGGUGAUGUAAUAAAGUCACUUUUUUUUCCUUUCCUUUUUUUUUUUUUCCUUUUGUACAAUGUAGUUGAAUUGUGUACAUAUUGUUGGAGCAGCUAUGGGAGGGAGGGGUUUGUCGACGCUAUCGUCAGUGCUGUCAGAGACCCAGUACUUUCACCUCUAGCUGUGUCGAUAUCCUGCAAUUCAGACGCGAGAAACUAAAAAUGAAAAAAGAAAAAAAAAAGUUAAUGGAGUUAAAAAAAUUCAAAAUUGUUAUUUUCUACAGUUGCAUGUACAGAGAGCGCGAGAACUGCUGUUGUUCCUCAGAGAUUAUGUUCGUAAAUAAAUUUUUGAAAUAUGA
Molecule: messenger RNA, 12940 nt
Organism: Neoarius graeffei (lesser salmon catfish)
Lineage: Eukaryota; Metazoa; Chordata; Actinopteri; Siluriformes; Ariidae
Gene: ankrd11
Product: ankyrin repeat domain 11
Exons: 14
Coding region: 674-9118 (2814 amino acids)
Biological process (GO): anatomical structure morphogenesis
Cellular component (GO): nucleus
Molecular function (GO): protein binding
Source: RefSeq, a predicted model, not a curated record